UUGCUGUACCCGUCGCCCUGUCCUUUCUCUUCCCCCCACCCCCAACUCCCCCAGCGCCCUGGACUCUGCUGUCACCUUCUCCGUGAGCCCGGGCUGCCCACCCCUUCUCCCGGCUCCGGCCUCCCCGUCCUCCUCUCUCGCCUCUCAAGCCUUUUCUCUUGCUCGGCUCUUCGCUCUCCCGCCGCUGUCUCCCCCCCGUCUUCCCUCCCGCUCCGGCCUCCACACCGACUUGUAGACCCCACCCCACCCCCUGCCCGCCACCGUCCGUCCCUCCAUCCUCAACUUGGGGUUUUGGGCGCCUCCUCGGAGCCGCGCGCGUCGUCCUUCAUCCCUUGUCCUGACGUGACUCCCCUGCGCUCCUCACGCCUCUGGGCCCGUCUGCUCCCCUUGCCCUCUCUCGGGGUUGAGUGGGUGGGGCCUGCAGUGGGCUUGGCAUGAGUUCUGUCGAGCUGGGCAAGUGGGGGAAGGCGGACGAGACUGUGGAGUGGUCUGUGCCAGCCUGAGUAAUGAUGAAUGGCUCCGCCGGCGCUCACCGUCUCCUCCUGGCACAAGGUGCCGUGCCCUCGGGGGCCUAGCGUGUUGUCAGGUGUUGGAAGAAGGGAUGGAAUUGCAAAGAAGAUUCAGUCCAGAGACAAAAUAGGUUCCCUUUCCUAUUGUAGCUGUUCCCUCUGGGGGUACACAUUCUCUGCUUCCGGGCUCUGCAGCAUUCCAGAUCACGAACACCAAAUCAGGAUGGGAAAAAGACGCUGUGUUCCUCCCCUUGAGCCCAAGCUGGCAGCAGGCUGUUGUGGGGUAAAGAAGCCCAAAUUGUCUGGAAGUGGAACCCACGGUCACGGCAAUCAGUCCACAACUGUGCCUGGCUCCAGUUCAGGACCUCUUCAAAACCACCAGCAUGUGGACAGCAGCACUGGGCGGGAAAAUGUAUCGGACUUAACUCUGGGACCUGGAAACUCUCCUAUCACACGAAUGAAUCCUGCAUCUGGAGCCCUGAGCCCUCUGCCCCGGCCCAAUGGAACUGCCAACACCACUAAGAACCUCGUGGUGACUGCAGAGAUGUGCUGCUACUGCUUUGAUGUUCUCUACUGUCACCUCUAUGGCUUCCCACAGCCUCGACUUCCUAGAUUCACCAAUGACCCCUAUCCUCUCUUUGUGACCUGGAAGACAGGGCGAGACAAGCGUCUUCGUGGCUGCAUUGGGACCUUCUCAGCCAUGAAUCUUCAUUCAGGACUCAGGGAAUACACGUUAACCAGUGCACUUAAGGACAGCCGAUUUCCCCCCUUGACCCGAGAGGAGCUGCCCAAACUUUUCUGUUCUGUCUCCCUCCUUACUAACUUUGAAGAUGCCAGUGAUUACCUGGACUGGGAGGUAGGGGUCCAUGGGAUUCGGAUUGAAUUCAUCAAUGAAAAAGGCAUCAAACGCACAGCCACAUAUUUACCUGAAGUUGCUAAGGAACAAGACUGGGAUCAGAUCCAGACAAUAGACUCCUUGCUCAGGAAAGGCGGCUUUAAGGCUCCAAUUACCAGUGAAUUCAGAAAAUCAAUCAAACUCACCAGAGCAAAGCCAAAGUGCUAUGAAUUCUGUUCUGAUGACCCUGAGAUAUGGCAUAUUCUUCUGGGGAUUGAGACCUUCCUAUAGCCAAGGAUCCAUUAACCUGCUUCAUCAGAAUUUGACCCAGAAUUAGGUAUCGAAGUGAGAAGGUGACAAUCAGUUAUGCAGAGUAUAUUGCUUCUCGGCAACACUGUUUCCAGAAUGGCACUCUUCAUGCCCCGCCCCUCUACAAUCAUUACUCCUGACACACGGCUGCAUGACCAGUCCCACCCCCCUGUGGCCACCAAUGGCUAUGACAUCAUUGGAGCGGACGCCUCCUCUUCCUGGUCCAGUUACUUCUAUUACUGCACCAUUUUAUGAUGCUAGCUUCCGUUGCCAAGUCUGCCUCCUGCUGACUGGAGGGUGUGGGUUACAGCGAUGCAACAGAACACGAGGGGCCCAAGCCUUAUAUCAGCCUUUCCUCAGUCUGGGGUUCUGUUGGAUCAGGGCUCCCCAAUAACCAGUGAGAAUGGCUGUAUGGGCUCAGAAGACCGUUGUCUUGGUGAUUUCCCACAUGUGUGUUGGCCACACAUAGAAAACUGGAAAACUGGAAUUGAUGACGAUCCAUGGAGGCUUCUUCCCCAACCCCCACAGCCCACCAGACCAAUUAGGUGUACUCCCCUGGCAGUCUGGGCAACGGAGACCAACAUGAACCACUUAUAGGUUGUUUUAAAUUCCUUUUUUUAAACUUCCAGUUUAUUGUGUACCAAGAGUUGAUCACAACCUCCAUGCUUCAUAAGUGAAUACCAUGUUAGGGUUGACUGGGCACCAUGAGCCCCUGUGAGUCCUGAAUAAGAGAACUGCAACAAGAUGAGAAGCCCUGUUGGAUGGCUUUGCAUUGUGCAGUAAGCAGGGAAGGGUUAGUGCUCGCCCGACUCCCGGCUGGACUUGCUGGGACACUCCCUGCAUUGAAUCUCCUGGUGUUGAGCGGAGCUCUGCAGCAUAGCCUGCUGAGGGAUGGAACGGAGCCGCCCACACAGGUCAUCGUCAUAAGCAGGUGUGAAAAGAGAGAUCUCUUCCUCACCACCCGGCUACCUCAAUCCUCUCUGGUAGCAGUGCCUAUGUAGCUGCAUGUAGGCUCUCAGAAGCACAGACGCCCAAACAAGUGGUUGGGCUGGGCUUUAGGACACACCGUCACAGGAGAGCUUCCAGGGUCUCUGAGCUGGUUUUCUUCACAGGCAAACAUCCUGGGACCUUUCAGUAGGGCGGUUCGUUUUUUCCCAAUUUGCCUGCAGAAGUGGGAAGACUUGAUAUAUCAGUCCUCGGUAGGACUCUAGAACAAAGCUGUGUAAUAAAACAAGGUGAACCUUUUAACUUGCCUGCCACGCUGGGACUCUUCACCUCAUGGGGCAAAUGUCAGUUGCUCGUGUUGCUCAUUUAAACCCUUGACAUUCCCUUCCCAUCUUCACUCAUUCCAAAGUAGCUGUCAGCAAAUUCUUUUCACUCACUUGGUGGCAAAGUGUAGCACUAGGAGAGCGCUGUCUCAAAGGCAGAGACAGGCAGCCGGAAGAGAGGCUUCUGAGGAUGGUGCGCUGGUUACAGCACGGUUCAGAACGCGGGAGGCCGGCCAGGCCUCCAGUCAGUGAAUAUAUGCUUUGAUUUCUUUUUCAGAGUUGAUGUGAUGAUGUGGCUUUCCACAAUGGGCAAACAUUCGGUCAAAAGGUCAUCUGAGUUUCUUCUGCCAGGAAUGGAGGAAGGGAAGUAGGGGCACUUCCUUUGUGUUCUAGGCAUCACCCUCAGGUUCCUGGGACUUCUUUUUUUUUUCUGAACAGGGUAGGUUGGUUGUGCCAGGAAUGGUCAAGGACCUGGAAAGGAUGAGGGAGGUGCUGAUUACAUUGGGAUGCCCAGGAUACAUGCCCCUUACUGCCAGCUUUGCUUCCUUCACAUCCAUAAAGACGAAGGGUCUCUAGGUUUCUUGCUGCUGAGGGUAAUGAAGGUGACAUUGCAGACAAGCGUGACGGGUGCUCUCAGGUGCCAUGGAUUGAUGUCAGGGUGGUCAGUUCUGGACAGCCACCCACCUCCAAUUUGUACAACGGUAUUGACACAUAGGGCUACACCCAUUACUGUUCAGGCGUUCUAUGUUAGAGUUCUGUUUUAUUUCUAAAGAUUUAAAGCAAACUGCAAAAAAAAAAAAUGGUGCUAAACUUCACCCCUGAGCACUCUUGGUGAGACUGGUCAUGCAAGCAUCUACAGUACCAUGCUCCUCAAGCCUGUUUUUCUUGUAGAAAUGUUGCCCUAUCUGUCUCCCCUGUAUGGUAUGUGUUUUAUUUUAUUGAGAGUGGGGUAGAGUACCUGCCGUUUAAGAAAAUGAACAGGAAAAUGUUAAGGCCCAAGGAGGUGGGGGUGGGGAAUCAAUGAACACGAGUCCGGCUGGCAGAGUCCAACUCACUUCAGUUGGCUCAGUGCUUCCGGAGUGAAGAGCCUUACUCCCUGUACAUUCCCCUGUGUCCCCAGAGUCCAGCAGUGGAAAUGUUCAACUUCCUCUUGCCUUGUCAAGGGGACUAGGGAGUCAGGCAAGGAAGCUAUUUGGCCCAGAAGAAAUAGGCUCUAUUGGUGUCUGUCCUGAGCAGAGCCUAAUCAUUCGGGAAGAAGUCUGGAAGUGCACAGUCAUGGUCACCUCAUGGGAACGUGUGGCAGAUGGCUCUCAGGAAAAAUAUCAAGUGUGGGUUGUUCGCACGGGGCUUUGCAUUGGGAGUGAUGCUCUGAACUAGAACUCCGCUGCCUUCUACACGUUGACCAGAGCAGUGGUGAGGGCGGCCAGCGUGGGGCCAGUAAGUGAUGUUGAGGAAAGGGACCGUUUCCCGCCCAGUGUUUCCUUUGACUGUAGGCUGCUCCAGCUUACAGAGGUCCCCUGCUAGCAGAGAACCAGCCGGACUCUGCUGGCUCGGUUUGGAAUUUGUUUCAUCCCUAGCUGUGAGUGCCUUUUGGUCUGGGAAAGCUGGUUUGUCUCCUCAUACCAUAGCUAGGACACACUUUGUAAUUAUGAAUUGUCCUUGGUUUCCUGAGCUAAAAGCGUUGUCUUUGAUCACUAGAGUUUGUCAGUGUUGGGUUGUGUUCACUGUGAGGUUCUUAAAACGUUUUCGCUUCAUAAUGUUAAAAUAACUCAUGUUAGAAACCCUUUCUACAUGAAAGGUUUGUAGUUGAGAUGUUAUAUUUUACUGUUUAUAAUAAAAAUCAUCUAUACAAAAGUCUUGGGUGUUAAUUUUAGUGUUUUGCACAAGAUCUGUUUUCCACACUAUGUUAACAUCCUACAAUUUCACUAACUUGGUGUUACUUUCUACUGAGAUUUCUGAAGCCUAAAAACCUGGGUGUUCUUUAUGUUUUUACAUUAUUUUUAUUCUGUUUCCUCAAAGCAAGAGACUGUAUGGCCUUCACUGCAAAGACUUCAGACCAAUUAUUUGUAUUCCACGUGGUUGCCUCUUGGCUACAUAACUUCUGAGUACAAGUCACCAAAGUCUUGGAUGGAGUAUUGUAGAGAAUAAAUCAUAAUGGAUGCAAA
Mesocricetus auratus (golden hamster) is the source of this 5086-nucleotide messenger RNA. It is a transcript of the gene Ammecr1l, whose product is annotated as AMMECR1 like. Bases 514 to 1635 code for a protein of 373 amino acids. NCBI's taxonomy places the organism in Eukaryota, Metazoa, Chordata, Mammalia, Rodentia, Cricetidae. The record is from RefSeq and is a predicted model, not a curated record. The transcript has 9 exons.